AUGAACUUUCCAAGGCACGACAUGCCAGGCAUGGAUAUGGGCGACGACUCAUCCGGCUCAUCGUCGUCGUCGCACGGGUCAAGCAUGAUGACCAUGGUCUUCCAAACCGAAACUCGCACGCCGCUGUACGCCAACUCGUGGACACCAAAUAAUGCAGGGUCCUAUGCAGGAACAUGUAUUUUCCUGGCUGUUCUUGCUAUCAUUGCGCGGGCCCUCGUCGCAUUCAAAGCUGUCCAAGAAGCUCGCUGGCUUGAUCGCGAAGCUGCACGCCGUUACGUGGCGGUCAAUGGCAAGAUCCCCUUGGCGGAGCAGAUAGCUUCUAGCCCCGACGCGCGCCGCAUGACCCUCUCGGAAAACGGUCUCGAAGAAACCGUCGUAGUUGUGGAAAGGAAACGAGCAGCGACGAGACCGUGGAGGUUCAGUGUUGACCCGGUUCGGGCAUGUCUCGAUACCAUGAUCGUCGGGAUUGGAUAUCUUCUCAUGUUGGCCGUCAUGACGAUGAAUGUCGGCUACUUCCUCUCCGUCCUGGCUGGUGUCUUUGUUGGCAGCCUAGCCGUCGGUCGAUACAUACCAACAGUCGAGCAUUAG
Fusarium musae is the source of this 588-nucleotide messenger RNA. RefSeq lists its product as uncharacterized. The record is from RefSeq and is a predicted model, not a curated record. Gene Ontology annotation, cellular component: plasma membrane. Gene Ontology annotation, molecular function: copper ion transmembrane transporter activity. The transcript has 2 exons. NCBI's taxonomy places the organism in Eukaryota, Fungi, Ascomycota, Sordariomycetes, Hypocreales, Nectriaceae. Gene Ontology annotation, biological process: intracellular copper ion homeostasis; copper ion transmembrane transport. The coding region runs from base 1 to 588 and encodes 195 amino acids.